Plasmodium gallinaceum is the source of this 1254-nucleotide messenger RNA. RefSeq names its product PP-loop family protein, putative. The transcript has a single exon. Gene Ontology annotation, molecular function: tRNA binding. The record is from RefSeq and is a predicted model, not a curated record. Gene Ontology annotation, cellular component: cytosolic tRNA wobble base thiouridylase complex; mitochondrion. Gene Ontology annotation, biological process: tRNA wobble position uridine thiolation. Lineage: Eukaryota; Apicomplexa; Aconoidasida; Haemosporida; Plasmodiidae. The coding region runs from base 1 to 1254 and encodes 417 amino acids.
AUGUUAUGUGAAAAAUGUAAUGAAAAAAGUAUAUGUUUAAUGAAACCUUCCAAUAGAGAAAAAUUAUGCAAAGAAUGUUUCAUAAAAAAUUUUGAAGAUGAAGUUCAUAUGACUAUUAUAAAAAAAAGAAUGUUUGAGGCGAACGACAAAAUUUGCAUUGCUGUGUCAGGUGGAAAAGAUUCUAGUGUACUAACUCACGUACUUGUUAACAUAAAAAAAAAAUAUAAUUAUAAAUGGGAUUUAUUUUUAUUAGCAAUUGAUGAAGGAAUUAAAGGAUAUCGUGAUGACUCUUUGAAAGUUGUAUAUAAAUUAGAAAAAUUGUAUAACUUACCUUUAAAAAUUUUGAAAUUUAAUGAUAUUUUCUCAUAUACUAUGGAUGAUGUUGUAAAAUUUAUUGGAAAAAAAAAUAAUUGUACAGUAUGUGGGGUUUUCAGAAGGCAGGCUAUGGAAAAAGGUGCACUAUUAUUUAAUGCAACAAAGUUAGUAACAGGACACAAUGCUGAUGAUAUGGCAGAAACAAUAUUAAUGAAUUUGUGUAGAGGAGACAUUGAUAAGUUAGCCAGAAAUAUCAAUGACUACACAUUCACUUCACCUCUUAAUAAUUCAAUGGAAAAAGAAAUAUUAACAGUUAAUAAAAAACAUAUAGAAAACAAUUAUGAUUACAUGAAUGGUAUAGAAAAUGACAUAGAUAAACAAAACCUACUUCAAAAUGAAAUAUACAAUGAUAAAUUAUGUCAAGUCAAAACAAAGGAUAACAUAGAAAAGAGCCCAAUACAAAAUAAGAUAAACGAUCAUUUUAAUAAUGAAAAAAAUAUAAGUAAUAAUAUAAUAAAUCCUAAAGAAUCAGAGAAGCGAAAAAAUUUUUUUUUGCCAAGAUUAAAACCAUUAAUGUGGUGUUAUGAAAAGGAAAUAGUUCUUUAUGCUUUUCAUUUGAAAUUAGAUUAUUUUAGUACAGAAUGUACAUAUUCACCUAAUUCUUUUCGUGGAAAUUUAAGAAGUUUUAUUAAAGAUAUUGAAACUAUAAAUCCUCAAUUUAUUUUAAAUAUAAUACAUUCAGCAGAAUUUUUUUAUUUUAAUGCAAAUAACAAAAAAAUGUUAAAUGUUUGUAUUAAAUGUGGUGCAUAUACAUCCAACCAAGUUUGUAAAGCUUGUUUAAUUGUUACAGGAUUAAAUAAUUACAAGGAUAAUUCCUUCCUUUAUUCUAAUAAAAAGAAAAACAAAAAAAAAAUUUCUAUUAAUUACGAAAAAAAAUAA